CCUCCGCGCCGCGCUAUAAAACCCACAGCCUGGGUACGCACCGCAAACCGCGCCGGAGAAACGGGACCGCUCAAAACUCAGCCAUCAACUCAAUAAACAUGCGCGUGACCCUCGGUAUGUGGAUGGGCGUGGUGGUGCUCCUGGUCUGCACACUGAUCUGCUUCGGCUCGCUGGCGGAAGGAUACCCGUCCAAACCGGACAACCCCGGAGAGGACGCGCCCGCGGAGGAACUCGCCAAAUAUUACUCCGCCCUGAGGCACUAUAUCAACCUCAUCACACGGCAGAGGUACGGGAAACGAUCGAGUGACGACACACUGCUGUCAGAGCUGCUUCUGAGAGAGAGCACCGAGACCAGCCCCCGAUCACGAUAUGUGGAACCGUCUAUGUGGUGACAUCAUAAAAAUGUGGCCAUCUCAUUUGUACCAAGUGUCUCCAAUUUUGCUGUCCCUCCUCUGUGACAACACAUCCUUACCUCAUCAACAUGGCCAGCACACUGCCUGAACCUGACCUCACCAACAUGGCCGCCCACCUACCAUCAGCACCUGGGGGUUAAAGUUCCACACGGAGCCAUCACUUCCUCAUCCACCAGCCCAGCUCAGCUCCUGGCUGUACAUAGUCCUGUUAAAGUAUCAUAUUCCUGCAUUCUCAUUGGAAUUAACUGUAAAGUAAAACUGUGCUAUUAAAAUUCAUUAUUUAAAGAUGA
Messenger RNA from Conger conger (European conger), 703 nucleotides. RefSeq names its product neuropeptide Y (gene npy). Lineage: Eukaryota; Metazoa; Chordata; Actinopteri; Anguilliformes; Congridae. The record is from RefSeq and is a predicted model, not a curated record. Gene Ontology annotation, cellular component: extracellular region. Gene Ontology annotation, biological process: feeding behavior; neuropeptide signaling pathway. Gene Ontology annotation, molecular function: neuropeptide Y receptor binding; neuropeptide hormone activity. The coding region runs from base 99 to 392 and encodes 97 amino acids. The transcript is spliced from 4 exons.